Messenger RNA from Brassica oleracea var. oleracea, 970 nucleotides. RefSeq lists its product as uncharacterized. The record is from RefSeq and is a predicted model, not a curated record. The transcript has 5 exons. Bases 458 to 772 code for a protein of 104 amino acids. NCBI's taxonomy places the organism in Eukaryota, Viridiplantae, Streptophyta, Magnoliopsida, Brassicales, Brassicaceae.
UCGUCUCCCCAAUAAUCUGAUUUCAUCUACCAUCAAUGGAGAUAAACUUUCAAUCCUUUGUUGUUUGAUCGUCUGCUCAGAUUGUCUUGCGUGCAGGAAUAAAAUCUGAUAUCUGAGCAGACGAUCAAACAACAAAGGAUUACAUUUCAAUCCUUUGUUGUUUGAUCGUCUGCUCAGAUUGUCUUGCGUGCAGGAAUAAAAUCUUUUCCGUCCUUUUUAGUGGGCCUAUUUAAUUAGGUAUGGAUGGAGCUUCCUCUGUAGAUUGAUAAUUUGAGAUGGAAAGCUUGAGUUCAGAGCUUCAUAAGCAUAUCUCAUGGUGGGCAACAACAAUGAAGAUUUGGCUUUAGCUGACUGAGAUCCCAAGGUUUUCCUGCUCAAAAAUGUUCACAAUGGCUGGUAAACUAGGUUUGUUUUGCAUGUCGGGACCAUGGCUCUUUCCAUUUUAGACAGAGAAUGAAUGAAGUCAUUUAUUCCUCAAUGCCAUAUCGGUGACACACUUCCCACAUUAAAGACACCAACUGCAGGCUUCGUAGAGCAAAGAGUGGUUCCUCUGCCACAUCUUCCAAGUACGUCACUGGAUAAGGAUCACUGUAAUAGCAUGACCAGUAACCGUGGACUUUCUGAUUAUAUGGCUGCUGUAUUCUGUGGUCCCAAAUACAGUAGUGAAAUGCAGUGUUCGGAUCACACAAACGGGCAUCUGAUGCUGUUCCAGUUAUUGAAGGACAUCCAUCCAGCACAGACCCAUAGCCUACGCAUACUGAUUCAGUCAUAACCUCCACCGCGACUCUCAUUGAUGAUGAAAAAGCCCCCAAGUUCAAAGAAAGCUAGCAAACACUGAGCACUCCAACUAUGGGUUAUUUGGGUUUUGAUUAUUUAGAAUUAUUAUUGAAUUUUGAAAUUAAGUGAUUGUCUUCCAGUACACUAAGUGAACUCUUUUUUCAAGAAAUAUUAUUAUAACUCGCAAAAUAUA